Anopheles coustani is the source of this 1038-nucleotide messenger RNA. Its product is annotated as otoferlin-like. The coding region runs from base 1 to 1038 and encodes 345 amino acids. The transcript is spliced from 7 exons. Gene Ontology annotation, biological process: plasma membrane organization. Lineage: Eukaryota; Metazoa; Arthropoda; Insecta; Diptera; Culicidae. The record is from RefSeq and is a predicted model, not a curated record.
AUGGCGUCGUAUUCAGAGGAAAAUCCUCACUGUUUGCUAAACUCCGAACAACAUUUCCUUGUGUCAGUUACAAUUUAUAAAGCACGUCAUUUAAAAAUCCUCAAUUCCGAUACCUUCGUAAUGGUUUCUUUGAACGGCAAGUACAAACGAACAAAGACUGCCAGUAGAACGGAGAAUCCGUAUUUUAAUGAGUACUUUGCCUUUGAAUUGCAUUGCUCUGAAAAGGUUUUACUUCGGAAAACCCUCCACUUCAUCCUGUACCGAUCGUCCAUCUAUACAUCGCUGAAAUCAUCACUCGGAGAGUUUACUGUGGAUCUUCGUACAGUGUGGAAUCAAAAGGAUCAUGCGGUUUUCAAAAAAUGGGCGACAUUUGAACCAAUUGGACGGGCAGCUUCGAGCGACUUGAAUCGUGGAUACCUCUUAAUCGACAUUGCGAUAUCAUCGUCGCUAGAAAAUCCCGUACCAGUUGUUUUCAGUGAAUUCGACUUUGAUGAUAUUGAAAGCAAUAAGCUGCUCCCAUACGAUUCCAAGAAUGAACCUCGUCGCGUACGAUACUGCUGUAACAUCUUUAGUGGAGAUUUUAAAAUCAGCGAUGAGUACGUAGUUUGUAUUUCAUUUGCAGGAUUAUCGCUAAUCGUUCUGCUGGAACAUUUGGAUGCCCAGAGGGAUCAAGACAUGGUUGUUAGUAAGGAACUCCUAGUAUCUUUAACUUCCGAUGUAGAGAUGGCAUUUGAUUCGACGCUCAAUAUGGUAAGCAAUAGCGUGUACAGAAAAAGCACUAAAUGGGAUCAGAUGAGAAAAAUGCAUACCCUGCAACAGUUGGGUCAGCAUAAAGCAACUGUUACAACAUUAAAGUCCCAAAUGUUCUCAGAGAUUGAUUCCGACGAAGUUAAACGUAUGCAAAGCGAGCUUAAUCACAUCAAAACAUCGAUCUCCCAAAUCGGCCACGAUGUAAAUCAACGCAAGCAUACAAAGAGCAAAAUGGCUACCCAGAUGUGCUACUACACCUCUGCCGCCCUUCCGGACAAGCGACGGUAG